UGUGUUCGACAGGAAGACGGUUCUCUGAGAACAAAUUGCUUUUAACUAUUUAAAUCCUAAUCUUUAUUAGCGAUAACUAUACAUCAUUUUGAAAACGUCAGAAUAGUUUCUGACAUGUAAGGCCUCAACUGAAACUUCGUUUACGUAGUCAGGAAAAGAACAAAACUGUUAAGCGACCGCCAAUCAAAUCCGAUUGAUUUCGGAUUCUAUUCCUCGCGUACGUUACCAAAAAUACGUAAAAAUUCCUUCCUCGUUGAGAAGAAGUCCAAGCCCUCCAACCGUGGAGAGUUUACUGGAGAAAUGGAGCAACUCCAAGAGGAGUGGCUCUGGAGCUCGAUCCAUCCACCCUCUGUCCAUCAUGCCUUCUGGAGUGGAUGACACGACUUAUGAGCUCGAGGAUUACAUCUACCAAAUGCAGUGUGAGGCUAACAGGACCACUGCAGACGACGAUGAAGAGGAUGGUCCCAAAGACCCCGAGGCGGACUUGGCCAAGCGGGAGAACGAUCUCGUGAUGGCCGCGGAGCUUGGUAAGGCGCUGCUCAAGAGGAACGAUGACCUCGUCCGCGACAACGAACAAAUGGCCGAGGAGUUCAGCCGUAAACUCGAGCAACUGGAGCAAGACAAGCACUUGUUGCGCCGGAAGCUGGCCUCCACCGAGGGUGAAUACGAGGUGCGGCUACUGGAACUCACCAGCGACCUUCAGAUCAUCACGAAGGAGCUGGAGGAUUACAAGGAGAGCGGCAAAGCCACCGACAGAGAGCGCUCGCUGAUUAUAGAAGAACUCACUGAGCAGAACCUACGCCUCACCAACGAACUUAAAGAAUCAUGUCGGCAAGAGGAGUUACUAGCGGCGCAGGUCCAGCAGCUCAAGGAAAAGAUGAGCUUACGGCAGUCCAGCAUGACAGACCACAUGACUACCUUAGAGAGCCUCCGCACCGAGAUCAUGCGGUUGACGGACAAGAAGCUGGAGCUGGAGCGGCGUCUGGAGGGCUUGGUCGUGGAGCGGGAGGGCCUCAGCAUGACACUCGACGAGUCGUCCGAUCGUAUCAUGCAACUGGAGCGGCAGAAGGAGGAACAUCAGAUCGAGCUGCGCGUGAAGGAGCGCGACCUGGAGGAGAUGCGCCACACAAACCUGAGUUUGUCGGACCGCCUGGAGGCCGUGAGCCGGGCCUCCUCCUCGCCCUCCAUGGGGCACACGUCCCUCAUGAACGAGAUGGAGCUGUCCGAAAACGAGGUGUCCCGGCCACACUCGCACCAGGAUCUCCUGGAGAUGGAGGAGGACAUCGAGUGCGAGGAUCCUGUGCUUACUCCGCACUCCGACGCCGAGGUUCUCAAGCGGAUGAAAGGUGAAGUGGGUGACGCCGUAAGCCAGUUACGGGUGCUUGCCGACCAGUUACGGCAACGACGUAACUCUUUAACGUCGCUAUCUACCAACUCCUCGGACGACUUCAGCGUUGCCAACGUCAACCCCGGGUUGCUGAGCGGGACUGUGAAGGAACUCAAGGGUCUGGUCAGGACCCGGCUACUGAGGGAGGCCCAGGGCCAGUGUGGGGCCUGUGGGGGCAAGACUGGGCCCGACGACCCCAAGGGCCUCCUCGAGAAGGAGUGCCAUAAGGCACUCGAGGCAGUCGACAAGCUCAGCCUCGAGCUCCAGGAAGUCAAGGAUAAACUAAAGGCAAAGACGUGUGAGGCGGAGAAGCUGUCAGGCGAGGUGACGGUACAGGAGGCGCAGCAGGCGGCCCUGCAGGAGGAGCGUGACAACCUCAGGCGAGACCUGCAGAACACACACCUCGCCAGGGACGAGAUCGUUAAACGGGCAUGGGACAGUCGGGACCAGGCCGUGGGCCGCAAGAACAAGUGUGAGAUCGAGCUCGCGAGGACGCGCAUAGAUCUCAUGGCCGUCAACUCGCAGCUCCUCGAGGCCAUCACGCAGAAGGUGGAGCUCUCCCAGCAGCUCGAGCAGUGGCAGCAAGACAUGCAGCAGCUGCUGGACGAUCAAAUGCGCACGAAAUUAUCGCGCCACGAGCUGAGCCUCGGCGAAGGAAAUCUUACGGACUCCGACUCCUCGACGAGCGAGAAGAACACGCCUAGGAAAUCCACGAGGAGGUUCUUUAACCUACUCAAUAUUCUAAGAAAAUAAAUAUAAUCUCGUUGUUAAUUUGCUGAUAGUGUUAGAUAAUUCUUGCAAUGCCAUUUGACACACACAAUAAUGAAUGCUGCUGAGGGUGAGAAAGGAGAUGAAGUGAAGUUCGUUGAGGUCGUUGGGUUCGUUGAGUUCUUUGAGUUCGUUGGGUUCGUUGAGGUCGUUGGGUUCGUUGGGUUCAUCGAGUUCAUUGAGAUCGUUGGAUUCAUUGAGUUCUUUGGGUUCGUUGAGGUCGUUGAGUUCGUUGGGUUCGUUGAGGUCGUUGGGUUCGUUGAGUUCAUCGAGUUCGUUGGAUUCGUUGAGUUAUUUGGGUUCGUUGAGUUCGUUUGGUUAGUUGGAUUCGUUGAGUUCGUUUGGUUCGUUGGAUUCGUUGAGUUCGUUGGGUCAGUUUAUCUCAAGCAAAGUUUCAACGUGUGCAUGAAAAUGCACUUCUUAAAGACCGGAAAGUUGGAGUGGUCCAGUAACAACAUUUGUAAUUUUUUCACCUAGUAUUCAUAACUUAUUUUCCUUGCUCCAUGAAAACUUUAAUGUUUUGAAUAUGUAACGGCGUCGUAUAGAGUCUUCGUCUGUUUGUUAGUUCUCUUCUAUUUUGGCUGUUAGUUAAUCUAUUCUGAUUGUAUCACGCUGGGCACAGACAUCAAAUUCGUUCAUGCCUUUUUAAAUUCCGGAUCGGAUUUUAUUUUGUUCUUUACUGUUUUAUAUAAAAUAACUAAUUGUUAGACAAUUCUCGACUGAGAUGCCUCGCUUCUGCUCAUAUGGUUACUGAAGAAUCGAACAUAUUUCGUUCUCUUCGCAUUUGCGAUUUAAGUUUUCGUAAAUUACUUCGAAUUCGCCACUUUCCAAAAUAUUAUUCUCAGAAAAUCGAUUGAACUCGAAUUGGUAUCGGUUACCGUUAAAAUCAAUGGUUAAUAUUCAAAUUGUAUUACAAUUGUAAACAAGUUUCUAUUGUAUAAAAUCUUUCGGUCCUGCACGCCGUGUGAUGUGCAUUUCUCGUACUUCUCAAUAUGUAAUAUUCAUUUAUUAGUUUCACGCAGAGAAUUUUAUUCAAUUAGUGG
This is a messenger RNA of Hyalella azteca, 3198 nucleotides long. Its product is annotated as bicaudal D-related protein homolog. The coding region runs from base 359 to 2140 and encodes 593 amino acids. NCBI's taxonomy places the organism in Eukaryota, Metazoa, Arthropoda, Malacostraca, Amphipoda, Hyalellidae. The transcript has 12 exons. The record is from RefSeq and is a predicted model, not a curated record.